CUGCACGCAGCGGGCAUGGAUGAGGACGCGUCCCAGGCUGCAGAGUCCCAGCGUGCGGCUGCAGAGAUGCCAGCCCAGAAGCCAGCCAGCCCGAGCCCGGCGCCCUCGUCCACACCCGGCCACAGCCUGAACCUGGGCGCCGCCGCCGAGCCCCUGCGGGACAGCUCGCAAGUGAACGCCGUCACGGUGCUCGCCUUGCUGGACAAGCUGGUCGCCAUGCUGGACACGGUGCAGGACAACCAGCGCACGAUGGAGCGGCGGCAGAUCAGCCUGGAGGGCUCCGUGAAGGGCAUCCAGAGCGACCUGACCAACCUGGCCGAGUGCCAGACAUCCGCGGGCCGCACGGUGGCCCAGCUGCUGGAGAUGUCCCGCAAGGUGAGCGCGCACACGCGGGCCGUCCGGGAGCGCAUGGAGCGGCAGUGCGCGCAGGUGCGGCGGCUGGAGGACAGCCAGGCUCAGCUCCUCAGGCGCAACCACUUCAGAGUGCUCAUCUUCCAGGAAGAAGAUGAGAUCCCCGCCAGCAUAUUUGUGAAAGAGCCCGUUUCCAGUCCAGCUGAGGGGAAGGGGGAGCUUGCGGAUGAAAACAAGUCCCUAGAGGAGGCCUUGCACAACGUGGAACUCUCUUCAGAGGAUGAGCUGCCUCACGCCAACGAGAGCUUGGAAGACAGUGCCGAGGAAACGACGGAAGAAAGCAGGGCAGAAAGACUGAGAAGAUCCAGCCUCCGGAAAGUGGAUAGCCUCAAGAAAGCGUUUUCUCGUCAGAACAUCGGGAAGAGGAUGAACCAGCUGGGGACAAAGAUCAUAUCUGUGGAAAGGAGGGAGAAGAUUAAGAAAUCACUCACUUCCAGUCACCAGAAACGCUCCUCAGGGAAGAGUUCUCCCUUCAAGGUUUCUCCUCUGUCUUUCGGCCGCAAGAAAGUUCAAGAAGGAGAGGGCCCUGCAGAAUAUGAAACCAAGUCAGAAGACACGCAGAGCAGGGAGCUGACACCCCAAGACCAGGAGGAGAGCUCUUUUGCAGAAGGCUUGUCCGAAGCAUCAGUCACAGACGCCACAGUGGAAGGGGUGGAAGGAAAGGGCCUGGAGGGCGAGGCUGCCAGGGAGACCUUGAGAGAGAAUAACCCAGCUAUGCACAGCAAGGUGAACUUGACUAUCGUGGAAGACGCAGAAGAGGAGUCCGUGUCCGUGGAGCAGGGACAGUACGUGCAGUAUGAGGGAGGUUAUGCGCUUACCUCCGAGGAGACAGAGAGGUCUGACGAGGAGCCCGCACAGCCAGCUGUGCUCCAGGUAGACCAGACAGCCUGAGCCCAGAACCCCCGUGCCCAACCUGUGCCUUCAGCGGAGUGCGUGGCCAGAGCCUGGAAAGAAACUCCGGCCCGUGGGCUGUUCACUGACACCCAGGCUUGUCCCGGCAGGAAUACAAUAGUACAGACUGGUAGCAGGAUGUGGCCCAGAGUUACUAUGAAGACAACCUGUCAAGGACUCCAUUUCCGAUUUACUCUUAGAGGCCAUUUCCAUAGGAUCUCCCCAUGGUUGCCCGGAAGAAGAAAUGGAGAAGAAGAAAAAAACCUCGAUCCAUCUGGCUUAGUCAUAAAAGCCAGAGGCUACUGCUCAUGAAACCAAGUGAUUUCUUCCCUUUGGUGUCCCUCCCACCCUCGCUUGGCCAUUCCAUAGCUUGCUAAAUAGUGUUGCCGUAAUAGAUAGUGACUUUUUCAAAUCUAUUAUUCGUCAAGGACGUAAUAGAUAAUUUGCUGACGUAUUCAAGCUACUUUUUACAUCUUAAGAAAACACUUAAAAUUAAUGGGGAGUGUCCACUUGGUGAUUGACUUAAUAUAAACUAUCAUUUUAUUACACACAAAAAUAUUUGAAAGACUCCUAUUCUGCUAAUGAAGUAAGAUAUGGAGCAAAGUAGGGAUGGUUAAUAAAAGGAAGGUAUGAAGAAGUUGUAGACUAGAAAUAAACAAUUAAUGUCAAAAAAAGGCAGAUGGAAAACAGCAAAUGCUUAAAGUUAACUUGCAGUAUUACUCCAACUAUUUCACUCUAUCAAUGCCAAAGAAAUUCAGAUGUCUAAAAUAAUAUUAUAUCUUCACAAUACUUCCAUUAUCUAAUAUUUUCAACUAAUAUGAAAAGUAUUCUUCUGCACUGGAGUUUCAUUUUUACUAAUAAGAUCUUUCUCUGAAGGAGUUCAAAGGAAUGUUGUCUCUAAAAAGGUCUGAACAAAAAUUUUUUCAAAGUUAAUGUAUACUGUCUUUUAUAAGAAAUUAAACCCUACUAUCCUUAAUAUAAUAUUUCUCAAAUCUAAAAUUAUCUAUACACCCUAACAGGUGUAAAAUAGAUUUAAGAAGUGUUAUAGCUGGUAGGUUUAGGAAGAAAAGGAUUCUCUUUUCCUUUUUUUUUUUUUGUACAUAAUAGUAGUACUAUUCCAGGUAACAUUUUAUUUAUUCAUUAAUUUCACAGAAUUUUAAUAUAUUUCUUCUUAGUGCAUAAUAGUGUUUGUAGGGACACAUUUUUACUAACUAGAUAGGUUCAUUUUUACUAGUGCCCAAUAUUAAACUAAAAUAUUAUUUUAAUUCCAAUUAUAGAAUACUAUUUUUUAAUCUAUUAAAUGAUAGGGUAAGGACAGCUAUGACAGAGAGAAGAUUCUGUAGCUUUUUUAUGAACCACUAGAAGUAACUUUACAUUAUUAGCAGACUGAGCUUUGUCUUAUAUAAGUGAUAAAUUUAGCACAUGCUUUGAUGGAGUAAGCUAUGCAGGUAUAUCUCUGUGUUACAAUAAUGUGCCGCAAAUACUGAAUUGCCACGCUAAUAAUGGCUGUGUUUUAAAGGCUAAAUAAAUGGAAAAUAAAAGAGU
Molecule: messenger RNA, 2847 nt
Organism: Erinaceus europaeus (western European hedgehog)
Lineage: Eukaryota; Metazoa; Chordata; Mammalia; Eulipotyphla; Erinaceidae
Gene: CAVIN2
Product: caveolae associated protein 2
Exons: 2
Coding region: 16-1302 (428 amino acids)
Cellular component (GO): cytoplasm; caveola
Molecular function (GO): protein kinase C binding
Source: RefSeq, a predicted model, not a curated record